AUGGCUGAGUUCUCACUGCCUGGUACCAACAACUUCCGGAAAUUCACCCACAAAUCUUUGGCUGCUAUUGAAAAGAGAAUUGCUGCCAAGACGGAUUGUGAAAGAAAUACUACAGACCAUACACCUGAGGAGAAACCACGUCCUCAACUUGAUCUAAAAGCUUUCCAGAAAUUACCAGCUCUCUAUGGAAACCCACCUCCUGAGCUCAUUGGGGAACCACUGGAGGAUCUCGACCCGUACUAUGAUGAUCAUAAGAUUUUCAUAGUGCUAAACAAACAGAAAACAAUCUUCAGAUUUACUGCUACGUCUGCCUUAUGGAUCCUCAGCCCUUUCCAUCCAAUCCGAAGAGCAGCAAUUAAAAUUUUAGUACAUUCAUUAUUCACUUUGUUUAUCAUUUGCACUAUUAUAACUAAUUGUGUAUUCAUGGCUGCGACCGAAUCCUUUAAGAAUUCUUCUUCUUUGUGGAACAAGUAUGUCGAAUAUACUUUCACUGGCAUUUACACUUUUGAAUCUUUGAUAAAAAUAUUGGCAAGAGGAUUCUGUCUAAAUGAAUUCACUUUCCUUCGAGACCCCUGGAACUGGCUGGAUUUCAGUGUUAUUGUUAUGGCGUACUUGGGAGCCUUUGGUAUACUGGGGAGCGUGUCAGUCCUUCGGACUUUCAGGGUUCUGAGAGCUUUAAAAACCAUUUCAGUAGUCCCAGGACUCAAGAUCAUUGUAGGGGCACUUAUCCAGUCUGUCAAGAAACUUGCUGAUGUGAUGGUCCUGACUGUUUUCUGCCUGUGUGUCUUUGCCCUCAUAGGCCUCCAGCUUUUUAAGGGCAAUCUAAGAUAUAAGUGUAUCAGGAACUCUACAGAGUCCCUUAGUGUAUUUCAUAACCCUAACCUAACAUGGGAAUCCUAUGAAUUUUUUGAAAAAUAUACAGCACACUUUGCUAAGAAAGAGGGCACCUCAGAUAUUUUGCUGUGUGGUUCUGAUGCUGGGACCUGUCCUCCAGGCUAUAUGUGUUGCAAAAUUGGGCCAAAUCCUGACUAUGAUUUCACUAGUUUUGAUACAUUUGGCUGGGCUUUUCUCUCCUUAUUCCGCCUGAUGACCCAGGACUACUGGGAGCGCCUGUACCAGCAGACCCUCAGAGCUUCUGGGAAGGUGUAUAUGCUCUUCUUCAUGCUGGUCAUCUUUCUGGGCUCAUUUUAUCUAGUCAACUUGAUUCUGGCCGUAGUGACCAUGGCAUAUGAAGACCAGAACAAGGCCACCAUUGCUGAAACUGAGGCAAAGGAAAGGAAAUUUCGGGAAGCCAUGGAAUUAAUACAGAAGGAGCAGGAGGCAUUGGCUUUGAAAGGAGUGGAUGUCUCAUCAAUAAGCUCCUUUGAAACCAUUUCUCUGUCUACCAAAGAAAUCAAAGAAAGAAGCAAUAGGAAAAAGAGAAAUAAGUCAUUGGGAAUAGAAGAUAAUGAAGACCAACAAUUCUCCAAGUCACAGUCCACAGACAUUCAACGAAAGUUGUCUUUGCUUGGCCUGGGGCACCAUCCCAACACAAAUAAGAUGAAACGCAGAUUUAGCCACGGGAGCGUGUUCAAUAUCCCAACACCCCCUUUAGAAGUUGAUUCCAGAGUGGAUUUUGGUGAUGAGGAGACCUUCCUCGCUGAGGAAGACGCGGUCACGCGGGUGGGACGACGUUUCAGUGUCCAAAGUCAGAUGAGCCGCAGCUCUCGGCCCCCUACCCCGACCUGCGUGCUGGGCAGCAAGCGGGCUGACCCCAGCGACUGCAAAGGCGGGGGGUUGAUGAUGGAAGGACGAAGCAGCAGGCUGCACAGUCUAGAUCCAGUGCCUUCUGAAGGGGUAAUGCUUUCACCAGUGAUGGAGGAUCCAGGAAAGGGUGAUCUGCAGCCAGCUGUAAAUGAUGAGAGGAGCAUGAUGCCUUUGCCUCCUCGUCUAUCAGUGGAGUACAUUAAUGAGGCACUUCAGAGACAAAGGGCAGCAAGUGCAGUCAGCAUAAUUACCAGUGUCUUGGAGGAACUUGAAGAAUCUCAGCGGAGAUGCCCACGGUUCCUGAGUGAUUUUGCUUUCAAGUAUCUAAUUUGGGACUGUUGUCCACUUUGGUUGAGAAUCAAGAAAAAAGUGACUGCUUUCAUAAAGGAUCCUUUUACUGAUCUCACCAUCACUCUUUGCAUUGUGAUGAACACUUUGUUCAUGGCACUGGAGCACAAUAAUAUGUCAAAGGAUUUUAAAAUGAUGCUCAAAGUAGGCAACUUGGUUUUUACAGGUAUCUUCACUGCAGAAAUGAUCUUAAAAAUCAUCGCUCUAGAUCCCUAUUAUUAUUUUCAGCAGCCCUGGAACAUUUUUGACAGUGUAAUUGUCACAUUGAGUUUAACCGAACUGAGUUUACCCAGAGACAAAAGCAAGAAGGAAAGGAGAACAGGAGGAACCCUGUCAAUUUUACGAUCCUUCAGACUGCUGAGGGUCUUCAAACUGGCAAAGUCCUGGCCAACUUUAAACACUCUAAUCAAAAUCAUUGGUAACUCCCUGGGAGCACUGAGUAACCUGACCCUCAUCCUGGCAAUCAUCGUUUUCAUCUUUGCUAUAGUAGGGAUGCAACUUUUUGGGGAAAGCUAUUCGAAGAACAGAUUUAAAAUAGACAAAAAUGGUCAGCCACGCUGGCACAUGAUGGACUUUUUCCACUCGUUCCUUGUGGUUUUCCGGAUUCUGUGUGGAGAAUGGAUUGAGACCAUGUGGGACUGCAUGGUGGUUGCUAAGCCACCUCUGUGCCUGCUCGUCUUUCUACUGGUCAUGGUUUUAGGAAAUUUAGUGGUUCUUAACCUCUUCAUUGCGCUGCUGCUGAAUUCCUUCAGUGCUGACUGUCUCCAGACAGCAGAGGAUGACAGAGAGUUGAACAACCUUCGAAUUGCCUUUGCUCGGAUUCACAAGGGAUUUCAAUUUGUGAAGAGUGUUACGUGGGAUGCCUGGUGUGGAAAGCUCAGGCAUAUCAAGAAAGCACACAAGAAGAAAAUCCAUUUGACUACACAGAACCCACCUGGGUUCAAGCAAGAGGAAAUAAAAAAUCAUAAAGAGAAGUACAAUAAUGAAUGUACUGAGAAAACUGGGGACAGAUCCUCAGGUCUUGAAGAUGAUAUUACCAACCCCAACACAUUUGUUUGUGUCCCUAUUGCUGAGGCAGAGAACACAAGUGAGGGUUUUGAAGAUGAAGAUAAGCUGAGCACAUUUACAGACACAGAAUACAGCAAACAGGAUGGAAAUCACUUGAGGCAAAGGGGAGAAAGAGGGAAAAAUUUGGGCAGCUGGAGUAAGGGGUCUGGAUUUUCCUCUGAAGAACUCAGUGUGCUUUAUCUAGGAAAAGAGACAAAGGUUGAACCAUCAUCAUCAGGGCAAAAACAGCUCACCAGUGUCAGCCCUUCUGAAGGCAGCACAGUGGAUCUGACAAACCCUGAAGAGCUUCUGAGGAAGAUUCAGGAGUUUGCUGAAGACUCCAAGACUCCAGAAAAAUGUUUUCCAGAAGGUUGUGUUCGAUACCUCUGUUGUUACACGGGUAGUGCCAAACAGUUUGGUGAAGAAACAUGGUGGAAUCUGAGAAAAACCUGCUACCAGAUUAUUGAACACCCCUGGUUUGAAUCCUUUAUUAUAUUCAUGAUCCUUCUGAGCAGUGGAACCCUGGCAUUUGAAGACAUCUAUAUAGAUAAGAAAAAAAAGAUUAAAGAUAUGUUAGCAUUUCUUGACAAACUGUUCACUUUCGUCUUUGUUCUGGAGAUGCUCUUGAAAUGGGUGGCUUAUGGCUUCAAGAAGUACUUUACCAAUGCCUGGUGCUGGCUGGACUUCCUAAUUGUAGAUAUCUCUUUAAUAAACCUCUUGAUCAAAAAAGGCAGUGCCAUGAAAUCUCUUAGGACUCUGCGAGCUCUGAGACCCUUAAGAGCAUUGUCACGAUUUGAGGGGAUGAGGGUGGUUGUCAAUGCCCUCGUGGGAGCCAUCCCUUCCAUCAUGAAUGUUCUGCUUGUCUGCCUCAUCUUCUGGCUCAUCUUUAGCAUCAUGGGAGUGAACCUGUUUGCUGGGAAGUUUGGGAAAUGUGUCAAUAUGACAGAUGAAGAUUUGGAAUUAAGUCAUUGGAUCGAUAACAAAACAGACUGUGAAAAGUAUAAUAACACAGGAAAAAUAUUCUGGGUCAAUAUGACAGUCAACUUUGAUAAUGUUGGCUCUGGCUACCUGGCUCUUCUUCAGGUGGCAACAUUUAAAGGCUGGACGAACAUCAUGUAUGCAGCAGUAGAUUCACGAGAGAAAUAUGAGCAGCCAAAAAUGGAGAACAGUCUAUUUAUGUAUCUCUACUUUGUGAACUUCAUCAUCUUUGGAUCUUUCUUUACCCUGAAUCUAUUUGUUGGUGUUAUUAUUGACAACUUCAACCAACAAAAGAAAAAGAUAAGUGGGGAAGAUAUCUUUAUGACAGAAGAACAGAGAAAAUACUACAAUGCAAUGAAGAAGCUGGGAUCCAAGAAACCUCAAAAACCUAUUCCAAGACCACUGAACAAAUACCAAGGAUUCCUUUUUGACAUUGUAACACGCCAAGCUUUUGAUGUUGUCAUCAUGGUUCUCAUCUGCCUUAACAUGAUCUCCAUGAUGGUGGAAACCCAUGAGCAAAGCGAAACAAAGACUAACAUCCUUAACAAAAUCAAUAUACUCUUCGUUGCUGUCUUUACUACAGAGUGUGUACUGAAAUUGGUGGCUCUGAGGCAGUACUAUUUCUCAAAUGCCUGGAAUAUAUUUGAUUUAGUCGUUGUGAUCAUGUCACUUGUUGCCUUACUGCUUUCUGGCAUUGGUAAAGCAUUUGAGCGUUUCUUACCACCUACGCUCUUCAGGGUUAUCCGCUUGGCUCGGAUUGGACGAAUCCUGAGACUCAUUCGGGCUGCCAGAGGGAUUCGAACUCUGCUUUUUGCCUUAAUGAUGUCCCUACCUGCUCUGUUCAACAUUGGCCUCUUGCUUUUCCUGGUCAUGUUCAUUUAUGCCAUUUUUGGCAUGGCUAACUUUGCCCACGUGAAGAUGCAAGAUGGUAUUGAUGACAUGUUCAACUUCCAAACCUUUGCUAACAGCAUGCUCUGUCUCUUCCAAAUUACCACUUCAGCUGGCUGGGAUAGUCUUCUCAGUCCUAUUUUAUACACUGGCCCACCAUAUUGUGAGCCAGACGUAAAUGGUACUGAAGGUAACUGUGGUAAACCUGCCAUAGGCAUUAUUUAUUUUGUAAGUUACAUCAUUAUAUCAUUUCUCAUUGUUGUAAACAUGUAUAUAGCUGUUAUUCUGGAGAACUUCAAUGCUGCUACUGAGGAAAGUACAGAGCCUUUAGGGGAAGAUGACUUUGACAUCUUUUAUGAAAUCUGGGAGAAGUAUGAUCCUGAGGCAACUCAGUUUAUAGCUUUCUCUGCACUUUCAGACUUUGCAGAUGCACUGGCUGAACCUUUACGUGUACCAAAACCAAACAAAGUUGAACUCAUAGCAAUGGACCUGCCUAUUGUCAGUGGAGAUAGGAUCCACUGCCUGGAUAUCUUGUUUGCUUUUACCAAAAGAGUGUUAGGAGAUUCUGCUGUGCUGGAUACUCUUAAAGUACAAAUGGAGGAGAAGUUCAUGGCUGCAAAUCCAUCCAAAACGUCCUAUGAGCCAAUCUCCUCUACUCUCAGACACAGACAAGAGGAAGCUUCUGCCACUGUCAUCCAGCGUGCCUACAGGAGUCAUUUGCUCCUGCGCUUCAGAAGGCAUAAGGCUUCUAACCUGCACCAUCACAGAACUUGCAGUGGUGACACCCUUAGAGGUGUUACUCCAGAAAAAGAAGAACUUACUACAUCUAUGAUGGGUGAAAAUUAUAGUAGGAGUCCUGACAAGUCUGAAACUUUGUCUUCAGCAUCCUUUCCUCCAUCGUAUGACAGUGUGACGAGAGCCAGUAGUAGCAAUCUCAUGGUUGAGAAUGAAGAAAUUACAGGUAAUCAACAAUCUCCAGGCAAUAAAUAG
This is a messenger RNA of Apus apus (common swift), 5997 nucleotides long. Its product is annotated as sodium channel protein type 5 subunit alpha-like. The record is from RefSeq and is a predicted model, not a curated record. Gene Ontology annotation, molecular function: voltage-gated sodium channel activity. Bases 1 to 5997 code for a protein of 1998 amino acids. The transcript is spliced from 27 exons. Gene Ontology annotation, cellular component: plasma membrane; voltage-gated sodium channel complex; axon. Lineage: Eukaryota; Metazoa; Chordata; Aves; Apodiformes; Apodidae. Gene Ontology annotation, biological process: membrane depolarization during action potential; sodium ion transmembrane transport; neuronal action potential.